AGGGGGAGGAGGGAGGCAAGGCAGGGGCAGGAGGAGUAGUAGGAGGAGCGGCGCCGUCUUCGGAUCUAGAUAUGGAGGCCCGGCGUGCCAAGGCUCUGGACCUGCUGUCCCGCGGCUGGCCCCCGCACAUCCCCCUCCCGCUGCCCCACCCCACACCCUCCUCCUCCACAACACCUCUCGGAGGAGGGGGCGGCAGCAUGCAUGGAGGCACCGGCGCGGCACACACCUCGGUUUCGUCCGCCUCCGCUGCUGCAGGGGCAGCAGGGGAGGCAGGGGCAGAGGGUCCCGCCUACGAUCCAGAUCACGCGCUGGUGUUGUGUCGGAUGUACGGAUUCCGACGGGGGCUGUUGUUCCUGUACGACAGGUUGAGACUGCCCCGGGAGGCGCUGCAGGUCUACAUGGCCGCGGGGGACUACGAUGGCCUCAUCGCCGCCGUACUCAAGUACGGAGAUGUGGCCAGGGGCGGUGACCCCGUCCUGUGGUCCGAGGUGCUCGACUACUUCGUGGCCCGGCACGACAGCAACCCGCCGCUCAGCGACUGCAGCGGACACAUCAUGCAGGUGAUCGACCAUGUGGAGCGCAGCGGGGUGCUGCCCACCCUCAUGGUGCUGCAGACGCUGUCUCGCUCCCGCCGACUGCCGCUGUCGCUGGUUCGCGGAUUCCUGGCUCGGUCGUUGCAGCGGGACACGGCAGCAGCCGCCCGAGACAGGGAGGCGGUAUCCAAGCUGGCAUCCGAGACCACCGCCCUGCGCGAGGAGGUUUCCCGCCUGCGCACCAAACCACGUGUGUUUCAAAACUCCCGCUGCUCCGCCUCGGGAGCCCCCUUGGAGCUGCCUGUCGUACACUUCCUGUGCGGCCACUCGUACAACCUGCGGCAGCUGGGAGACAACGAGCGGGAGUGCCCGCUGUGCGGCCCCGACCAGCGGCGGGUGCUGGAGAUACGGAGGAGCCUGCAGGCCGCCUCGCUGCAGCCCGAGCGCUUCUUCUCCGAG
This is a messenger RNA of Astrephomene gubernaculifera, 992 nucleotides long. Lineage: Eukaryota; Viridiplantae; Chlorophyta; Chlorophyceae; Chlamydomonadales; Astrephomenaceae. The record is from the annotation of a GenBank genome assembly.